Molecule: messenger RNA, 325 nt
Organism: Helicoverpa armigera (cotton bollworm)
Lineage: Eukaryota; Metazoa; Arthropoda; Insecta; Lepidoptera; Noctuidae
Product: larval cuticle protein F1
Exons: 3
Coding region: 58-312 (84 amino acids)
Source: RefSeq, a predicted model, not a curated record
CAGAAGUAUCAUUCACUCAUUUCGUCCUCAACAAGACACACAAACCAACUAAACAAAAUGUGCAAACUGGUGAUCUUCGCUGCUCUCUUCGCCGUCGCGGCCGCCAAGCCCGGUAUCCAUUCCGUGGCCUACUCCGCACCUCUGGUAGCGGCCCCAGUCGCUGCAGCCUACACUGCUCCCGUAGCGGCCGCGUACACUGCUCCCGUAGCCGCCGCGUACACCGCCCCUGUAGCCGCUGCAUACACCGCCCCGUAUGCCUACUCAGCACCUCUCGUAGCUGCUGCCUACAAAGCUCCAGUCCUACUCAAGUAAAACGAAGACUAUG